UCAGACCACUUUUGCUCUCUCUUUGUUUUUUUGUUCUGCUUUUGAGAGGGUUCUUUUUUUCUAUAUACUGAUCUCUUUAGUUUAGAUAUUCAGAUUUCAGGUCAUCAAUAACAAACUCUACAAUUUGUCUUUCUUCUUCAUUCUCUCUGACUCUCAGACUUCUACAACCACGCACACAUUCCCUCACUCGCUGGCCACCUUUAUGUUAAGCCAACAAGUCAGUUUUCUUGAUUGGUUUUUGUUUCUUUUACAGUAAGGUAUCAUACCAUGUUCUUCCUCUUCUCUCACUACUACUCUUCCAUGAUGCACCAUGGAACUGAUUUUCUCCUCCAACCUAUUUUCACACGAGGGGUGUCUGCUUCACUCAACCUAGUUUUGUUACUUGUGCUUGUUGUGUAUUGGGUAUGGAAGAAAGUGCAAGUGGACCACAGAGAAAAGAGUGAGAGAAAAGGAUUCCGUAAUGCUGGUUUCUUGUACUACAAACACAGUCUGGUUUGUAGCUUAGUUAUUUGUGUGUUCAACCUUGUGUUGUGCUUACUAAGUUACUUUUACUUGUAUAACAAUUAUGGUUCAGAGGAGCUUGUCACACUUACUGAUUUAGCUCUCAAAACCAUUGUUUGGGGUGCUGUUUGUGCUUAUUUACAUUCUAGAAACUCCGAGGCACAGGAUCCGAGUUUACCACGUAUGUUGAGAAUUUGGUGGUGGGUCUAUGCCUUUGUUUGUUGUUCUUGCCUUGUUAUUGACUUCGUAGUCUAUGCAAAGCAUAUUUUCUUGCCAGUUAUGUAUCUUGUUUAUGAUAUAGGCUCCUCUAUUACGAGUUUAUUUCUAUGUUAUGUUGGAUCACUUGGAUGUUCUGUUAACAGUAUGGCUAAGCUUGCCCCACUUGAAGAGCCCCUUUUGAAUGGUGACUCUAAUGUAAGCAACAAUUCUGUUCCCAUUAAGGCUAGAGGAAAUGAAAAUUUAACCUGGUAUUCAAAUGCUGGAUUUUUCAGCAUUCUUACUUUCUCAUGGAUCAGUCCUUUAAUAACUCUAGGGAAUGAGAAGACUUUAGAGCAUGAGGAUCUCCCACAUCUUGCUACUGAUGACAGUGUGGCUGGGAUUUUCCCAACUCUUAGAAACAAACUUGAGUCAGAGUGUGGUAGUGUUAGGAAUGUGACCACUCUUAAGCUCGUGAAGGUGUUAUUCUUGUCAACUUGGCAAGGAAUCCUUUUAUCAGGUUUAUUAGAAUUCCUAUAUUCAUGUGCUUCUUAUGUUGGACCCUUUCUUAUUGACAUCCUUGUUCAGUACCUCAAUGGGGAACACAAGUUUAAAAAUGAAGGUUAUGUUUUGGCUAUGGCAUUUGUUGCUGCAAAGCUUUUGGAGUGUGUUUCACAAAGGCACUGUAUGUUUAGGUUCCAGCAGGUUGGGGUAAGCGUGCAAUCAAAGUUGGUGGCAAUGAUUUAUGCUAAAGGUUUGACACUUUCAUGUCAAUCAAAGGAGGUUCGUAGUACUGGGGAAAUCAUCAACUUGAUGACUGUUGAUGCUGAAAGGAUUGGUGAAUUUUGUUGGUACAUGCAUGAUCCAUGGAUGUGUGUUCUGCAAGUUGCUUUGGCCUUGUUAAUUCUCUAUAGAAGUGUAGGGGUUGCUUCAAUAGCUGCUCUUGCUGCCACUGUAACUGUGAUGUUGCUAAACCUUCCUUUGUCAUCAUUGCAAGAAAAGUUCCAAGGCAAGGUAAUGGAGUUCAAAGAUAAAAGAAUGAAGGCUACGUCUGAGAUUCUGAAGAAUAUGAGGAUUCUAAAACUGCAAGCAUGGGAGAUGAAGUUCUUGUCAAAGGUUAUUCAGCUUAGGAAGACUGAGGAGAUAUGGCUACACAAAUUUCUAGCUGGUACAGCAAUUAUUAGAUUUCUCUUCACUAACGCCCCAACUUUUAUUGCUGUGGUUACAUUCGGUGCUUGUGUUCUCAUGGGAAUCCCACUUGAAUCAGGGAAGGUCUUAUCUGCACUUGCAACAUUCAGAAUUCUUCAAAUGCCCAUCUACAAUCUUCCUGACACGAUUUCAAUGAUUACACAAACUAAAGUUUCCCUUGAUAGGAUUGCAUCAUUUCUUCGCCUAGAUGAGUUGCAGACUGAUGUAAUAGAGAAGCUUCCUUGGGGUAGUUCUGAUAAGGCAAUUGAAUUAGUAGAUGGAAAUUUCUCUUGGGAUUUAUCUUCCCCUAUUACAACAUUGAAAAACAUCAAUCUCAAAGUUUUUCAUGGUAUGAGGGUUGCUGUAUGUGGUACUGUUGGAUCAGGCAAGUCUAGUUUACUUUCUUGUAUAAUAGGGGAAGUACCAAAGAUAUCGGGAACGCUUAAGAUAUGUGGAACAAAGGCUUAUGUUUCUCAAUCGCCAUGGAUACAGGGAGGCAAGAUAGAAGACAACAUAUUAUUUGGUAAAGAGAUGGACCGGGAAAAGUAUGAGAAGAUUCUAGAAGCAUGUUCCUUAACAAAAGACCUUGAGGUUCUACCAUUUGGUGAUCAGACCAUUAUUGGAGAGAAGGGGAUCAAUUUGAGUGGUGGACAGAAACAAAGAGUACAAAUAGCCCGUGCUCUAUACCAAGAUGCUGACAUAUAUCUGUUUGAUGAUCCCUUCAGUGCUGUUGAUGCUCAUACAGGAUCUCAUCUAUUUAAGGAAUGCUUGCUAGGCAUUUUAAAAUCAAAAACUGUGAUAUACAUAACUCAUCAAGUAGAGUUCUUACCUGAUGCUGAUCUAAUAUUGGUCAUGAGAGAUGGAAGGAUAACACAGUCAGGAAACUACAAUGAUAUUCUCAAGACAGGCACUGAUUUUAUGGCACUUGUAGGUGCACACAGAGCAGCUUUGUCUUCAAUUAAGUCCUUAGAGAGAAGGCCAACAUUUAAAACAUCAAGUACCACCAAGGAGGACACAAAAUCAUUAAGUAAAAUAUAUGAUCAAAAGUCAGAUGACACAAUUGAGGCCAAAAGACAACUUGUUCAAGAAGAAAAACGGGAAAAGGGUAGAGUUGGGUUUAAUAUUUACUGGAAAUACAUCACAACAGCUUAUGGAGGAGCUCUUGUACCCUUCAUAUUACUUUCACAAACACUCACCGUGGGUUUUCAGAUUGCAAGCAAUUAUUGGAUGACUGUGGCAACACCUGUUUCAGCAACAGCAGAACCUGAUAUUGGAAGCUUUACACUUAUGGUUGUCUAUGUUGCUUUGGCUAUUGGAAGUUCCAUUUUCACCUUUGCCAGAGCAUUUCUUGCUGUGAUAGCUGGAUACAAGACAGCCACUGUUCUCUUCAAUAAAAUGCAUUUGUGCAUUUUUCAAGCACCGAUAUCCUUUUUUGAUGCCACCCCAAGUGGUCGAAUCCUUAAUAGAGCUUCAACAGACCAAAGUGCACUAGAUAUGAAAAUUGCUAAUAUAUUGUGGGCAAUUACCCUCAAUCUGGUUCAACUCUUGGGAAAUGUUGUUGUGAUGUCUCAAGCUGCAUGGCAGGUGUUUAUAGUAUUGAUUCCUGUCAUGGCAGCAUGCAUAUGGUACCAGCGAUACUAUUCUGCAUCAGCUAGAGAAUUGGCGCGAUUAGUUGGUACAUGCCAAGCUCCAGUUAUACAACAUUUUUCUGAAACAAUUUCUGGAUCAACAACCAUUAGAAGUUUUGAGCAAGAAUCAAGAUUUAAUGACAUCAAUAUGAAAUUGAUAGACAGAUAUUCCCAGCCCAAAUUAUACAGUGCAACUGCAAUGGCAUGGCUGAUUUUCAGAUUGGAUAUUUUAUCUACUCUCACUUUUGCCUUCUGUUUGGUUUUCUUGAUAACUUUUCCAAAUUCAAUGACUGCUCCUGGCAUUGCGGGAUUGGCUGUGACAUAUGGACUUAAUCUAAAUGCUGUACAAACUAAAGCAAUAUUGUUUCUUUGCAAUUUGGAGAACAAAAUUAUAUCUGUUGAAAGAAUGCUCCAGUACACAACCCUCCCAAGUGAAGCUCCUUUCGUAAUAAAAGACAACCAACCAGAUUAUUCUUGGCCAUUAUUUGGAGAGGUUCAUAUCCGGGAUUUACAGGUUCGGUAUGCUCCUCACUUGCCUAUUGUUUUGCGAGGUCUUACUUGCACUUUUACUGCCGGAGCAAAAACUGGUAUUGUGGGAAGAACAGGAAGUGGAAAAUCAACUCUUGUGCAAACACUUUUCAGACUUAUUGAACCUGUUGCUGGAGAAAUAUUGAUAGAUAACAUUAACAUCUCUUUGAUUGGAAUUCAUGAUUUGCGGUCUAGACUUAGCAUUAUUCCUCAAGAACCAACAAUGUUUGAAGGGACUGUAAGAACCAACCUGGAUCCACUGGAAGAGUACACGGAUGAACAGAUUUGGGAGGCUCUAGAUAUGUGCCAACUUGGAGAUGAAGUAAGGAGAAAAGAAGAGAAGCUUGACUCCAUAGUUAUGCAGAAUGGAGAAAAUUGGAGUAUGGGCCAAAGGCAACUGGUCUGCCUUGGCCGUGUUCUGCUUAAGAAAAGCAAGAUCUUGGUGCUUGAUGAAGCUACUGCAUCAGUUGAUACAGCCACAGAUAAUAUUAUUCAGCAAACAGUUACGCAACAUUUUUCAGAAUGUACAGUCAUUACCAUUGCUCAUAGGAUAACUUCAAUCCUUGAGAGUGACAUGGUUUUGUUUUUAAAUCAAGGGUUGAUUGAGGAAUAUGAUUCACCAAAGAAACUGCUUAAGAACAAAUCUUCAUCCCUAGCUCAACUAGUUGCAGAAUACACAAGGAGGUCAAACUCUGGUUUUGGAAAUUAAAUUGAAAUUAGCCUCAAAUCAGAUGUUCUUCAUGAUGAUACAAAUUUGCUGGUGUCUAGUUAGUAAGGUUGGACACACUAUAUGCAGUGUAAUGAUACAAGUAGUUAUCCUUACAGUGCAUGUGGCGUGUCCUACCUACCUUACUAAUGUUUUUAGUGGUUACACUUUAUAUUAAUCUCACCGAGACUUGUUGAGACUCACUCUGUCACGUACUAAUGCUCACAAAUAAUUUAUGCAUACUCUGUGAAUUGUGAUUCGGAUUAUUGCAAUGUAAACGAUCUGAGUGCAA
Molecule: messenger RNA, 5038 nt
Organism: Glycine soja
Lineage: Eukaryota; Viridiplantae; Streptophyta; Magnoliopsida; Fabales; Fabaceae
Product: ABC transporter C family member 3-like
Exons: 10
Coding region: 268-4749 (1493 amino acids)
Biological process (GO): transmembrane transport
Cellular component (GO): plant-type vacuole; vacuolar membrane
Molecular function (GO): ATP binding; ATP hydrolysis activity; ABC-type transporter activity
Source: RefSeq, a predicted model, not a curated record